AUGGCCUCCAUCGCUCGUCCAGGAGGCAAACGAUUACCUAUUAGCUGUCAGGCAUGUCGCACCAGAAAGAUUCGCUGCUCUCGUGAUGGACGACCGUGCCAGACCUGCGUCCGAAGAGGACUCGGUGCAGAAGACUGCAUUUAUUUAGGCCAGCCCCGACUGUCAUCCGAACAGACCGCGACCGCCGACACCAUGGUGCAUAACGAACUGCUCGCCCGGAUCCGCAAUCUGGAGGAACAGCUCCAUAAACAAGUCGGCUCAAAUUCGAAUUCCAACUCACAGGGCAUCAGCAGUAGCGCUGGCAGCAACAGCGAUCCUCUGUCACCGCAAACGACUCCGAGCGCGACCGGCAGCGCGUCCGAAUCGGACAGCGCCAUCGGGAUGGAGCCGCGAGGGCCAUUGCUGGGCAAUGUGGGCUCUCUCCAAACAUUUACAUCGGGCUAUGUUCGCUACUUGCCCUCAGCGUCGCAGUGGAAUUCGGUGGUCAAGAGUUCCACCGGAAGUGAUUGUCUACAGAAUAUCGAUGCCGAGAUCCCCGACGACGACGACGAUUUGCAAAUCCCCUUGGUUCGGAAUGGAAGUGUCUCGAGAGGAGAACUGCUGGCAAUUCUCCCUCCUGGUCGAUACUGUGAUACUCUCAAGGAUGUUUAUUUCCGUGUCUUUUCUCCGCUUUUCCAUAUUCUACACGACCUGACCUUCGAAGCCGAAUACCAGCAAUUCUGCCAUGACGCUGGCAGCGUGUCAUUGUCAUGGCUAGCGUUGCUAUUCACCAUCCUGGGCAUUGCCGUCACAGCCUUGGAUGACGAUGACCUUUUACUGUCCGACCUGGGCCGUGAGAAGACAGUCAGCCGGAACAUCAAGGUGCUCUCCUCGCGAUACCGAUCCGCGGCAAUGCGCUGUUUGGCUGCCGACGGUGUCACAUCGCGCCACUCUAUCAACUCCCUCCAAACACUUGUGCUCAUCUGCUAUGCACGAACCCACCGAGGGUUGCCGACCUGGACCUUGCUGGGCUUCUCACACCACGUGGCCAUCUCUAUGGGCUGCCACAUCGACCCCGAGCGAUUUGCGCUGGGUCCUAUCGAGCGGGAAGAGCGACGACGAGCAUGGGCUGGUCUCAUGAUGCUGUACACCAUCCAAAAUUCUUCCUUUGGCAGUCUCGACCAACGGCUUCUCGCCCAGGAUGUGAAGCUACCAGCCGAUAUCAACGACGUGGACCUGCUCACGGGCUCAGAACCCAGUACACGCCCCACCCAAAUGACCUAUCUUCUGUUGAAAUUCCGCCUCUACAAGAUCUCCGCGAUGAUCUGCGAGGCCAUCUUCAGCUUCCCUUACAGACCACGCCUGACCGUGCCGCAACUCGAGUCCGAGAUCCUCGCCGUCCAGGAACGAUGCGAUGCGCAAUACCAGUUUGACACGAGCCGCGGACCCUUGCCGACCCACCACCUUGCCAACCUGAACAUCCUCUACAGCUAUAUCCACCAGCUCUUCCUGCUCCUUCUCCGCCCCAGUCUCUGCCGUUAUCUUCAGGGCGAAAUCACACCCGAUACCUGCGCGGCCAGAGCUAAGUGUGUGGCAUCCGCCAAGGCAUCUCUGGUUAUCUAUCAGUCGCUCUACGAGUCGUCUCAGUUUGCACAAUACAAAUGGUACAAUGGCGGUCUAGGCAGUUUCCACGCAUUUCAUUCGGCAGUGGUCUUGUCUGUCGUUAUGAUGAAUCCCAGCAGCCAGUCAGAAUUCGUCGAAAUCAAGGAUAUUUUAUGGAAUUCCUUGGAUGUCUUUGCUGCGUUGUCCAACCGCAGCGCAUUCUGCAGCAAGGCAGUGCCAAUCUUACGACAGAUUAUGUACGUCACCCCCCUUCCCCCUUCCUAUACCCAAAUAAAGCGAGAGAAACUAACAGACAAAAGUGAUGUUGCUUGCUCCCGCCAGCAACAACAGCAGAUUUUCAACGCCGAAUCCGUCGUCACCCCUCCCACUACCUUCAUGGCCCCAACCCCAACGCAUCCUUCAAGCCCCGAAUAUGGUACUCCGAUCGAGAAUUUCUUCCCGCAACUUCACCCGCAGAACUGGGUGGGCCCUUCCUCUGUGCCCUGGGACGGGUUUGGAAUCCUCACAAUGGAUCAGUGUGGAUUUGGUCAGGUUCCGGGGUAA
Aspergillus wentii DTO 134E9 is the source of this 2145-nucleotide messenger RNA. RefSeq names its product Zn(II)2Cys6 transcription factor. Gene Ontology annotation, biological process: regulation of DNA-templated transcription; DNA-templated transcription. The coding region runs from base 1 to 2145 and encodes 714 amino acids. NCBI's taxonomy places the organism in Eukaryota, Fungi, Ascomycota, Eurotiomycetes, Eurotiales, Aspergillaceae. The transcript has 2 exons. The record is from RefSeq and is a predicted model, not a curated record. Gene Ontology annotation, cellular component: nucleus. Gene Ontology annotation, molecular function: zinc ion binding; DNA binding; DNA-binding transcription factor activity, RNA polymerase II-specific.